CCAGCCAUAACAUAUCGAGGCAAGAAAUCCAAACUUGUCCAUUUCACCGACCAGUUUAAGAGGAACUUUCAGCUGAAUAGGUUCGGUUCUCUCUUCUCCAUCAUCGCAAUCGCAUUAAACCUUUUUUCAGAUUGUUGUUUAUGUAAAUUUUGUUAACUUUGAUUAAAGAAACUUUUGACCGCAAUAAAAAUUAUGGCUUGUGACAAAUUCUUAACUCUCAACAAUGGUAUUAAAAUGCCAGCACUUGGAAUCGGUACUUGGCAGGCACCCGAAAAUGAAGUCGAAGAAGCACUUAAUUUAGCCCUUGAAGCAGGAUAUCGCCAUAUUGACUGCGCACCCGUUUACUUAAAUGAAAAAGUUAUCGGAAGAGUUCUUAAAUCAUGGAUUGAUUCCGGAAAACUCACCCGAGAAGAAUUAUUCAUCACCACCAAGUUACCACCCCCAGCUCUCAAAGCUGAGGUAGUGGAACACGUUCUAAAAAAUUCACUGGCAGAUCUUCAACUCUCAUAUGUUGAUUUAUAUUUGGUUCAUGUACCUUUUGGAAUUAUGUUCGAUGCGGCAAAAAGUGAAUUUGUUAGAGAUGAAAAUGGUGUUGUUAUGGAUUUGACCACUGACCAUUUAGCCAUUUGGAAGAGCAUGGAAGCAGUAUUAGAAAAAGGACUUACCAAAUCAAUUGGCCUCUCGAACUUUAACAAGAAUCAAAUUCAACGAAUACUAGAUAACUGUAAGGUUCCACCAGCUAACCUUCAGAUUGAACACCACGUAUACUUGCAACAGAAGGAUCUAAUUGAAUUUUGUAAAUCAAAUGGAAUAACCGUAACGGCAUACGCACCAUUGGGAUCCAAAGGAAUUGCUAAUAUAAAUAAAGCCGCAGGAGUUGACCGAGAGCUCCCUGAUCUAAUGGAUAUUGAAGAAGUUAAGGAUAUCGCUUCUGCCCAUGACAAGACUCCUGCUCAGGUCCUUCUUAGAUGGAUCAUUGAACGUGGAAUAUCAGCAAUACCAAAAAGUACCAAUCCAGGUCGUUUAAGGCAAAAUUUGGAUAUUUUCGAUUUUUCACUCAGCGAAGAGGAACUUGAUAAGUUGAAUGCUUUAGAUUCUAAUAUUCGUGUUUGCGAUUUCAGCUUUUUCAAGGGAAUUGAAAGGCAUCCAGAAUUUCCCUUUACAUCUUAAUUAUUAAAAAGAAUACUCAAAUGAAUUAUAUUUAUGUAACCCAUCACAACAUUAAACUAAAUAAAUAAUUUCAACACGUUUAUUGGCUUAAAUUGUUCGAAUCGA
Molecule: messenger RNA, 1275 nt
Organism: Eupeodes corollae
Lineage: Eukaryota; Metazoa; Arthropoda; Insecta; Diptera; Syrphidae
Product: aldose reductase-related protein 2
Exons: 7
Coding region: 193-1170 (325 amino acids)
Cellular component (GO): cytosol
Molecular function (GO): aldose reductase (NADPH) activity
Source: RefSeq, a predicted model, not a curated record